This is a messenger RNA of Paramecium sonneborni, 1367 nucleotides long. The record is from the annotation of a GenBank genome assembly. Lineage: Eukaryota; Ciliophora; Oligohymenophorea; Peniculida; Parameciidae.
AAAUGAUAGAGAUAUCAAUUUCAUAAAUCAGUUUAAAAUAAGCUUUAGGCAAUUGUUAAAUCAACAUUGGAGUGAAAUGCGGUACAUUUCUUAUAUAUAAUCAGGUGAAAAAAAAGAAAUAUUGUAUUAAUAGUUUUCAUCGACUUAAAAAAUAAUCAAAUAUUCCUAGCCUCAUCAAUAUGUAUUUGAUAUACAAAAUACUAAAUUUGUAAAAUUUAAGUUUUAUUCAUUAUUAGUUAUAAUUUUAUAUCGAAACUCCAGAUGAAUAGGGCUAUAUUAAACUUUUAGGAAGUUCAAAAUUACUUAUUAAUGAUGUUUAAGGAAGAGAAGUUUCUCAUAAAAUUGAACUUGAACACGGAAAUAUUAUGAAUAUAGUUUUACGAUGUAUUACAGAAGUACGUAAUUCUACUAAACAAAUACCUGUAUUGAACAAUCGGACUGAUAAUUAUCAUAUGAUGGCUGCAAACAAAUCAGAACCAAUAAUUCCAAUUAAUAACAAAAAACGUUAUGGAAGUCCUUAACCUAAUAAAAAUCAACCUUCUCGUUCCCCUUAACAUAAGAAAUUACCACCAUAACCAUAACCUUAACCUGUAAUGAUGUAACAAUAACAACAAUUUUUAUAAUAACAACCUUAAUAAUAGUUAUUGUAACCUACUAGCAGCAAUCUUAGUAAAAGUAGUGCUUCAAGCAUAAAACAAUAAAAAAUAUUAGAAGACUAUAAAUAAGUUAUGCAAAACAGUGUUUUAGAUGAAAGUGAAGAAUUUUAAAGUAGUCCAGAUCAUAGAAUGGAUCCACCUUAACCAAUUAUGGAAUUCAAAAAUAAUAAUAGCAUUACUCCUAGACAAAGCUCUAGAUAAAUUGAUGAAAUAUAAUUAGCAUAAUACAAAUAAAUGGUUAAGGAAUUAUCUUUACUUCUUGAUGUCUAAUAAGACUGUGAUUCAAUUGUUUAUGCUGUUUAAUAAUUACUUUAAAAAUUUAGAGGUUAAAAUGAAUAGAUAAUGAAGAUUUAAUGCGAUAAUUAAAUUCUUUUCAGUCAAUAUAGUAGUUUACAAUAAUAGAAAACACUUAUUGAAUCCAAAUCAGAUGAAUUUAGAAAUUAAAUUAAAUCUAAAUUAAAAACAUACAAACAUUUAUUUGAUGAAAAUGUUUAACUUAAAAAUUAACUCAAAGAAGACCUAUAAAAAAUAGUUGAUCUUAACAUUUAGAUCCGAGAAUUAAAAGGAGAUCAAUAAGAAAAAUAGCUUAUAGAUUCAGAAAUUCAAAAUUUAAAGUAGUAAAUAGAUAAAGUUGCUUUAAAUGUUGAUCAAAAAUAAUAUGAUUAUGCCAGAUUAACUGAGGAAAUUAACUUAAUUCAAUAUAAUGUUUGA